AUGUCAUGGAGGUUUGGCACUGUCAGAAGCUUUGGAAGUGCCGAGUGGUAUGGGGAUUGUAUUGCCAACCCCAGUGAGGAAGCUUUUCUUGGGUGGCUGUUGAGUUAUGUAGGUACUUGUCGUGAGAUGAAGACGUUGUCCAAUUUUCUUUGUAUUGAUGAUGAUGAAAAUUCGUCGGUAAUAUCGCUCGUACUAAGUAUGUACCGAGUUGCGGAAUGA
Peronospora matthiolae is the source of this 219-nucleotide messenger RNA. Lineage: Eukaryota; Oomycota; Peronosporomycetes; Peronosporales; Peronosporaceae. The record is from the annotation of a GenBank genome assembly.